CCAGCAAAAUAAAAAAAAAAGUAUGACACAGACAGCUUGCCAACCGGUAAAGAUUUUGUAAGAAUCAGUUUACCGAUCUCUUCGUUACGUUUCGAUAUCCAAAACUACUGGGGUAGAACAGUGUAUAAUGGCAUAUGAAUAGAAAUAUAUAUGGGAUAGAAGGGAAAUUAGCUAAUGUAUCCUGGGGACAUUAGAUAAGAAUUAGAUAAGAGAGAAGAGUCUAGAAUCUACAGGAUCACUGUCGGCAACAGCACUGACCGCUGGAUUACUGAAUCACUUUUAACAGAACGGCAUGAGGAGUUUGCCAUAUUUUUUCCGGGGACCGGUUGUCCGCGGAUUCGGACGAGGAAGCAAAGACCUAGGCAUCCCAACAGCAAAUUUCCCAGAGUCAGUUGUGGACAGUCUCCCCACUGACAUCAGCACUGGCAUCUACUACGGUUGGGCACGUCUUGAUAAUGGAGAUAUUCACAAGAUGGUAAUGAGCAUUGGCUGGAACCCUUACUACAAAAACAAAAAAAAGUCCAUGGAAGCACAUGUGAUCCACACGUUUAAGGAAGAUUUCUAUGGUCAUAUAUUGAGUGUGGCUAUGGCUGGCUACAUUCGCCCUGAAAGGGGAUUUACAUCACUUGAUGAGCUAAUAACAGCAAUUCAUAAUGACAUUGAGGAAGCAAAGAAAAAGCUGGAUCUACCCGAGCACUUGAAACUGAAAGAGGAUAAUUUCUUCAAGACUUCAGUAUCCACAACAUCUAAUCAGAUCUUGAAUGGUCAACACUCACUUUUAUGAUCAUCUCUGUUUAUUGCUUGUUGUUUUUUUUUCAUACAAUUUUUUUCUCGUACAAAUAUUUUUUCCCUUUAUGGAGCAGACAGCAUAUAUCUACGUUCACAUAGAAUCAUCAGUAUGUGCUUUGUUUAUAAUUCUGUGUAUAAUGCUGUGUUUGUUUAUAAUUCAACAAGAAGGAUAUAAUAAUAAUAAUAAUAAUACAUUUAUUUUAUGCCUUUUUAAUAGGUAUUCCUCAAAGUGCUUUACAUACAAAUCAAGACAACAUACUUAAAAGAUAAUACAAUGAUAAAAGAAAAACAGUAAAAGAAGACAUUAAUUAAAAGCAAUUCUAAACAAAAAGUUUUAAAUAUUAAAAAAGAGUCAUUCCUAGGGUCAACUGGAACAGAAUUCCUGUGUCAGGGCAUAAUAAGAAAAAGCCCUGUUGCCCCUGGAUCACAGACACGUUUUAGGAACAACUAGGAGACCAUGCUGAGAAGAUUGCAAAAUUCUGAUAGUAGUGUUGGGUGUUAAAAGAUCAGCAAAAUAUUGCGGUGCAAGUUUAUGCAAAGCUUUCUAAGUUAAAAUUUAAAUCUAUGUGGUACUUCACAGGCAGCCAGUGCAAACUUCGGUAAUGUUGGGGAAAUAUGCUCAUCUACCCACUGCCCAGGUAAAAUGCUAUCUGCUGAAUUCUGCAGAUAUUGCAAUUUGUUAAGAGAUGAUUUGGAGACCCAGCAAGGAGAGCUUUGCAAUUGUCCAUUUGUGAAAAAAAACAAAAGAGAAUAGGACAACAUGGUGAAAAUAUGUGCAAUGUUCUUAAGAUGAAAGAAGGAGUUCUCAAAUGAUCUAAGAUGACAUUUUUUUCUUUUAUUUAGUAUGGAUCUCAAGGUUGAAACCAUCAAUUGUGAGAUCUAUAGAAGCUGCUUGACACAAUUGGUGGGGGGAACCAAGGAGCAUCACUUCAGUUUCAGAGCUGUUUAAACACAAAUAAUUGUUUGCCAUCCAUAACUUAAUUUCAGAAAUGCAGUUUGCCUAAAACCAUCCAUUAAACCAAAUGGACUAUGCCCUGAAAAGUAAAUGCCAAGGGCAUUUCCAGAUAUACCAAAGACAGAGUGAAAGAGCUUAAACAAGUUAACCACUUAAUGGUCAUGCAGUUGGGACAAAACCGUUUAUUGCAGUAUUUUUGCAAUAAGCGUAAGUUGUUAAAUUGGACGGAAAUUGAGAUUGUGUGGAUCACUGUUAUGCUUUUUUUUAAGAGAGGAAAACAGAAACUGGCACAAUACCAGACAGAGAACCAUUUAUUAUUGGAAGAACCACAGAGCAUAAAUAGCCAAAACAGGGUUUAAAUACAUUAGAAGGCAAGGGAUCAAGUAUGCAAGUGGAAUCCUUGUUAUGUGAUACCUGUGCACAAAGGAAGUUGGAAUUAACAAAGCUAAGGUUAAAAAUGGAUGUUUCAAAAAAAACUUUGUGUUUCUGUAAGACCUCUUUAAACAUGAUCUUAAAGUGCUUAGGAUAUCCUUACGGACAUUAAUGAUUUUUAAUCUAAAAAAAAGAUACAAAAAUCGCUACAUUUCUGAGCUCAUGUUGUGGGUGACUUACCAGUGUCAUCUUUCAAUAGACUGUUAAAUAUGUUGAACAUUUUUUUUCUAUGUAGGAUUUUUAUAAUUAUCAUCAUUAUCUGAGAAAAAUAGGAUGUUGCUGCCGAUCCAAUGCCCAUCUCAACUGAUCCAAAUAAAUUUUCCAAGCCUGUUAAAAGAGUGACAGACCAGAACAACCCCACUUACAAUCCAGUUUGCGACACUACACAUCUUCUUCAGAUGCAAUUUGUCAUUAAACCAAGGACAUGUGCAUGCAAAAGAAACAUUCUGAGUUUUAGUUGGAGCAAAAAUGUCCAAGUCAGUGUAUCAUUAAAGAAAAACAUUUUUGUUCAGAGGAAAAAGAGGAAAGGUCAUCUAAACUACUGAUUGAACAACAAAAAAUAUUUUUUUUGCACCUAUUUGCUGUCAGUUGCGAAAGGAAAGGAAAAGUGCAUAUAACAAACCUUAAUACAUAACACCUCUAGAUUGAGAACAAAAAAAAACUACAGAGUGAUUUUUUUUUUUUUAACAUUUAUUUAUUUUUCUGUCAAGAUGGAGUCUGUUGUCUUCUAUUUAGAGACUUUUAAAUGAAUAAAACAAUCAAACAAUAGUCAGAAUUAGCAUUUUGUCCUCUUUUAGGAAAAUGUAUUUAUUUAUUUAUUUUAGAAAUAAAACGACGAUUGAUGUAAAUGUGAGUAUAAUAAUGUAUGGUUGUCCUCAGCCAUUGUUUCAAUGUAAUCACUUAAAUUAAUCCUAAUGGAGUUAAAUGUUUAAUUAUGUACUGAAGCUCUAAAUAUCAAACAAUUGCCAUAUUCUUCAUUUGUGUUUGUACUAAUUCUUUAUGGAAAAUAACAACUGCCUUUUCUCCCUUUUACUCUGGUUGAAUUUACCAAGGGGGUGUUAAACUUUUUUCCUGAAUAGCCACAACACUGCAGUUUAAUGCCAACCCUUCUCAACAUGUUUUUCAAACAAGCCUGAAGGACUUAAUUUGUUUGAUAAUGUGUGUUUAAUUAAAGCAAUACUAUGUAGUUUUUCAACCUUAAUGUCUAAAAUUAUUUCAGUGGUUAAACAACUCAAACUGGAAAUAUUCUACUGCUGUUGCAACCAGAGCAGCCUCUUGUCACUCAAAAUCCCACUUGGAACUUUGUUUGGUUGUAGUUGGCCAACAGAUAACUAUAUGAUAAAAUAAUCUAAAAUGCAAUUCUAAGAAGAAAAAGAGAGAAAUGAAACCAAACAGGCGUCUACUUCUCUAGCUACGACACAGUUAUUUGAAUAAAGAGGUUCUGUUACUUUAUAGACUUCAUAAGCUUAGGCAGGGUUCCCACAGGUUAUGGCAUUUCUGGAAUAUCAUGAAAUUUUAAAGGUCCUUUUCAAAAUGUUGAGUUCAUAUUCAAGUCAUGGAGUUUUAUGUAUUUCUCAUACAUAAAAGUGAUAGUCAUGGCAUACCAGGGAAAUUGUAAUUUUAGGUUUACUGAACAUUUUUCAAUUUAUUUUUUCUAUACCAUGUUUUUUAUGACAUUGUUUCACAUAUUUUAUCUAUUGUUAUAGAUAAUGGUGUGAUGAGAUCUUUGGCUACGAGAUCUCGUGAGACUAAAUUGUGGUGAGAUAUCUCUUCGAGGUGAAAAGUCUCAUGAGUUGUGAUGUUAUGAUGGAGUGUGAAGGUGAAUUUGGCACUGAAGAGUCAGAAUUGGAUUUAAGCCGCACAUCAAGUGCUUUGCACACACCUGGCAACCUGGGGUGUUUACUCAUUUGCUUGGGUGCAUGUGAUGUAACUGAUUUUUUUUUUCACUGGAGUUCAAAGGUUGUCCUGUCCAAAAGCAAAGGCUGCUACAGCUCAUGACCAUGCGAUGGAAUAGCACUUUAGAUAUGCUUGAAGUCAUACUCGUUGCAAACGCAACUCAAAUUAAGAUAUGUGGAGUAUUCCUAUUUAAGUUGCAUUAUUGAAGUGCAGUACAGACAAGUUCAAACUUGUAAUCAAACUAUUACCGCAGUGUAGGACUUUUAGCAGCAUUUUGUGACAGGAUAAGCCAUAGUGUCAGGCUGUUUGACACUAAUCUCAAAAUUUGCUAAGUCAGUAAAGGACUACAGACACAAACAUCUCUAAGCGCACACACAUAGGGAAAUCCUGGAGACUUAACACACCUGUCAUCAUCAUCGAACACACUUUUAUGCUGUCUUUGAAAAGCCAACGUUUUCUUGUCAUUCGAUGUGCGCUCAAACUUCAUUAUAGCAACUCUCUUAUGUGAGUCCCUGCUUCAUACUCACAUUCAGUAGCUCAGAGUUCGUUGCAGGGGCAUGAAAUUUCGCAAAAUGAAAUUAAGACUGCUGAAAAUUACAUGAUCAUAUACAUAAUAAAAAAAAAGUUCAAUUUGUUGAAAAGAGGUUGAUUUCUCAUAUGAAAUUGUACAAGGGAUAAGCCAGUCAGUAUUUAUGGCAUCAUUCUUUAAAAUAGAAGUAAAAUAACAUUCAUUACAAGUUGAUAAAAAAACACCUACAUUUUUAUGCAGUUUGUGAUUUAAAGUUUUCCAUUCAUAUAUUAGCAAAUAUAUUGCUACUAUUUAAAAUUAUAUAUACAAUAUUUUCCAUUCAUAUAAUUUCAAAAUAUGUCCUUUACAGCAUAAAAUUUAUUAAAAAGAGUAAUUUAACAUUCUUAAGUUAAUUUUAAAAAAGCACCUAAAUAGUUGUUUUUUUCAGUUGAAUAAAAUACUAUUUUCCAUUUCGUGUUUACACCCAAUCUCUACUCUUGUCUCUUCUCGUGGAAUAAGCCUCUCGUCACACCCCCAAUAGUUAGGCUAUUUGUUUUUUGCUUUUUUUUUGCUGUUUUAUUCCUUUUUCACUUAUCAACCAUCAAUCAAAUGCAGUUACUCAUUUGUAUUUGUUAAUAUACUGUCUGUGGCUGUUUUGUCUGCUCGACCAGUACCUCCUGGAAUUUGCAGGAAAACAGUUGUAAUUAUUGCUGCCUAAAAUUACUUAAAACUACUUUACCUUGACAA
Messenger RNA from Danio aesculapii, 5327 nucleotides. RefSeq names its product riboflavin kinase (gene rfk). Gene Ontology annotation, molecular function: riboflavin kinase activity. The record is from RefSeq and is a predicted model, not a curated record. The transcript is spliced from 4 exons. The coding region runs from base 293 to 784 and encodes 163 amino acids. NCBI's taxonomy places the organism in Eukaryota, Metazoa, Chordata, Actinopteri, Cypriniformes, Danionidae. Gene Ontology annotation, biological process: riboflavin biosynthetic process; FMN biosynthetic process. Gene Ontology annotation, cellular component: mitochondrion.